Messenger RNA from Cylicocyclus nassatus, 297 nucleotides. The record is from the annotation of a GenBank genome assembly. Lineage: Eukaryota; Metazoa; Nematoda; Chromadorea; Rhabditida; Strongylidae.
AGGUGAUGAAGUGAGGUAAUGACGCGGAUCGACCCUUAUAGCGCCUCGCUACGUGAGGAGCAGAAGGCGAUUCUGAAUGGACUGCUUGGGCUCAUCUACGACAACUAUGACACAACGAAACGGAUAGAAAAUACCGUGAACAGUAUAUAUAGGAUAGUGAUCGCAAUGCUGGUGAUAAUUGUUCUGUUGGUGGUCGGCAUUCUUCUCUUCGUUUGUUAUGUCAUCUGUCGGAAGUAUCAGAACGAAAGGGCUUCGCCGAUGCACCAACCGCGGAAGUCCGCACCUAUCGAAAUCUGA